Messenger RNA from Mercenaria mercenaria, 2953 nucleotides. RefSeq names its product sodium/hydrogen exchanger 3-like. Gene Ontology annotation, molecular function: sodium:proton antiporter activity. Gene Ontology annotation, cellular component: membrane. NCBI's taxonomy places the organism in Eukaryota, Metazoa, Mollusca, Bivalvia, Venerida, Veneridae. The coding region runs from base 1711 to 2673 and encodes 320 amino acids. The record is from RefSeq and is a predicted model, not a curated record. Gene Ontology annotation, biological process: proton transmembrane transport; sodium ion transport; regulation of pH. The transcript has 9 exons.
AAACAUUAUCCAAUGAAACACAUUGUAAAAUACAUUUGUUUAUUUUUAAAUGCAUUCGUGAUUUUCUAUAAACGUAUCAUAACUUCUGUGAAUGAUUUCAAGUCAGGUAACUGCAAUAAGAACGCUGUGUUUUUAGAAAAUCAAUACGUCAGACAAUAUACACAUGCAUGACCAUGAAUAGUAAACAGAAAGUAAAAUAUUACCACUUUAAUCAAAUGAACCCAAUAGGAGCUUCGUUUUUCAUUACUAUGUGACAUGAUUGCCAAGUGAUUGAUUACAAGUGAUUGAUUACAGGAAUAAGUUCAAAAGAGGAACAUUAUAUACCAGUUUUAAUAAGAUUCCAAAUGAUAGGACCUACUUACAAUUUUAUUAUCUUGGACAUAAUUCAAUAACGGAGACAAUUUGAAACUCACCAAAGUCCCUCAUUUCAUCGCAUGAUUGAUACUUCAAGCUCCAGAACGAAAUAUGUCCGUCUGGGACAGUAAAAGUUAAGCUAGAAGAAAAAGGGCAUAUAUAUAAGUCGGCACCAACAAUCUAAUGGCUUUGGAAAAAAUGCGUAUAAAAAGUUCACACCUUGAUUUUUACAAAACAAUUUAUCAAAAGGCAUGAAAUUACAAAGAUCGAAACAUUUUAUAGCUUAAUAAAGUGAAAAAAUGCAUUAUACAGUUCUGGAUAAAAACAAAUGAAUGUUGUAAUACGGUGACGGUGCGUAGCGUGCAAAUAGCAUUAACAGACUAGCGAAAAAAUCUCGAAUUACUUUAUGAGUACAGUAUGUUUUGAUGGUAAUACUUAACAUCAAAAUAAUAUAGCUGAUAUGAAAUAAAAUCUGUAAAAAGAUCAUUUGGCCAGAAGAAUAUUAGCAGACGAUAUUUUUGGGCGGGAGUCUAUUUUUAGACGAUGCAUAUUCAUUUAAUUAAUCUCAAUUCUACAUUAUGACAUGUUAUAUUUAGGAGUUAUAUGAUUUAAACUAUAUUAUUGUUUCUUGUAGGUCUAUAAUUACGUAGUUGUAUUUCACUAAAGAUUGACUUAAAGAUGCGUAAACACACAUUGGCAAAGAGGCUAUUUGUAAUGAAUAUGCAUGAGGUAAUGAGUCCGAGAUGGCGGCGCCCUACUGGAAUUCGGAUGCAUUUGAUGAUACCCUUGUAUCCAUUACAUGCUCAGUCAAGUGUGAAAUGUUCACCAGAAGUGUUCCUUCCUUUGAGAAGGAACAUUAAAUGUGGUAACGAGUACUCUAUGAUUUCAAUCAUAUAAUCAUACAAGAUUUAGCUUACCAAAAGGUUCCUUCUAGCUUAUAUUAGAUAUUCUUUUUAAGGGGUCUUUAAUAAAACAAUUAUGAACUAUGUUUUUUUGCUAGUUUACGUGCAUUCUUAUCUAUUUAUUAUAAGAAUACUUAAAGUUAUUUCACACAAACAUUUAUUCAACUUAGAACAAUAAACAAACACCUUUAGAUGAAUGAUUCUACCUAAAUAUUAUCAGCGGACAAUGAGUAAUGAAUACCAUCACUCUGUCAAAAUUUCGAGAACCAGUGUCGACAUCUGUCCUAGUGGCACAGAUCAGAAUUUGGUCGUAUGCUUGCCUAUUUCUAAUUAGCAAUACAAUGGCAGAAAAGUUCUGCCAAAAUGCCGGUAAUUGCAUUGCAUGAACGGAUACUUCCAGAACGACUAAACCAGGAGAAAAGGGGCUUUUAUAUCAGUCGGCACCAACAAACUAAUGGAUUUGAAAAAAAUGCCAGCUUUAUUGUUUACCACCACUGCAGCUUUGCUGACAGUUUUAGCCGUCCAGAACACAUAUUCGGCACCAGCCACAGUUACCUCACAAGUUACAGAAACAAGAUCAAUUAAUUUCACAAGCACUCCCAAAGCUACUACCACCAAUCCAACAAGUGAACCAACUUACUCCAACAAGACAAGCCACACGGAUCCACCUUCACAAUCUACCGAACCUACGCAACGAGAUAGCACACAGACCAUUCUACAGACUAUGACAGAGGCCACUAUCAACCCAAAUAAAGACUCUAAGCAAACCGACAAUAUUACAGAGGAAGAAGAGUCGGAGAGUGAACAUGAACAUCCAGGUGUUGAGCUGAUUGUAGUUCGUUGGAAAGAUGUAGAAUAUCCAUUUAUCAUCACACUGGUGGUUAUCUUCAUCGGUCUUAGUAAACUUGGUUUCCAUUAUUCGCAUUUUCUGUCAUCGAAGGUGCCUGAAUCUUGUGUCCUUAUCGUACUUGGUGUAAUAUCUGGUGUUAUUCUGUAUUACACGGGUAUUACAAAGGAUGUCAAACUUUAUGCACCACAUUUGUUUUUUCUUUACCUAUUACCGUCAAUUAUAUUAGAGGCAGCUUACGGUUUGUACGAUCGUACAUUUGCGGAUAAUAUUGGUGGAGUGCUGCUCUUUGCUGUGCUGGGAACAGUUCUUAACUGGUUUUUAAUUGGUUUAAGCAUGUAUGGAUUGUACAUUGCCGGGGCGAUGGAAGAAGUGAACACAUCCCUUGUUCAGAUGCUUCUUUUUGCUGCCUUAAUAGUCUCUACGGACCCUGUUACAGUGUUAGCAGUAUUCCAGGAAGUGGGCGUUAACGAUAUGUUAUACUUCCUUGUGUUUGGUGAAUCACUUCUCAACGGUUUGUAUUGUAGAAUAAAACCUCUCCUCCCUGUCAUAAUCAGUAUCGAUUUUUGAGCAGUCGUAUUAUUCAUAUGAAAAUAAUAAAGACUAUGUCGAAAUUUAUGAGUUUACGGGGUAUCUAGAAAACCUGCUAGUAUUUUUCAAUGACAAAAUAGAAAAUCCAUUUUUUUUCGCCUGACUGCUUAAGUAUUAUCUAGUAUUGGCAUGAUAGUUACUAUCUGAAUAGUUGGUAUUUUUGAUGUAUUGGUAAAGCUAGUAUUUGUUAUUAUUGCUGAGCUCAUAGUUUAAUCGCUGUGAAAAAAUAUUUGAUAUCUAGUUUAGUUCGGGUUGAUUU